Messenger RNA from Neurospora tetraspora, 924 nucleotides. RefSeq lists its product as uncharacterized. NCBI's taxonomy places the organism in Eukaryota, Fungi, Ascomycota, Sordariomycetes, Sordariales, Sordariaceae. The record is from RefSeq and is a predicted model, not a curated record. The transcript has 3 exons. The coding region runs from base 1 to 924 and encodes 307 amino acids.
AUGAUCAACGACGUUGGCAACUUGGACACGAUGACGCUCAAAAUCCAAGUCAAGCACAAGUCGAACUGGCACAGCGAGGCCGUUCGACGACCUCGCCUCCGGAUUGCUCCUACGGUAUCCUUUUUCCGUCCUUCGUUUUCGGCAUCAUGGCGGGACCUGAGAUGGCCAUGGCCAUUGAUUGUUGGCACCAUCGCUGCUGCGAUCGAUAUCUCCGUCAAACUAUUCGACCUUGGCCAGACCUUCACAGCGUUCCCCCGUACCCUUCGCGAUAUCCAUCUCCGCAUCCCCACCUACCAGUAUAUUAUCGACAACUUGACAAACAUCGGCAAGCCACCCCGCCGAAUUUUUCGAGAUCCACGAACCAUUACUGCUAUGGUGCCCAGCCAGCAAACAGUCGACAACGUCAUCACAAUUGGGAUUGAUUUUGGGACCACCUAUUCCGGUGUAGCCUAUACGUGGUCUAACAAGGCCGACAAGGUCAAGGUCAUCACUUGCUCUUUGGCUACAGCCAAAGCAGCCCCACCCGAAUUCGAACAGAAUGUCAACAAUGUGGCCAUUGACAACAGCCAAAAUACGACGUGGCAGAUUGCGGUCACCGUGGCCCUAGGCUCUAUCAUUUUCAUGCUCACUGUCUGGCAAGUUCUCAAAAAGUUCAGUGGCAUGGAAAGGAGUCAAGUGGACCGGGUCAGCUGGGACAGCGACAGCUAUUCGAGUUCCAACGAAGAGAAAACGCCUACAAGCCUGUCCUUCGGCUCGCAAACCAACUUCCUGGUCUAUGCAGGAGCGGGAGUAACACCCGAAUCAUCCCGCCAGUGCACCGAGUCCCUGAAGCGUCUGGUCGGAUCCAAUUAUGCUGUUUAUCAGAUCAUGAAGUCGAGUGGGGCCACUCCGUUCCAAAGGAAGCAUAGCGGCAACAUCGGAUAA